AUGUCCUCCUGGCUCCCCUGGUCCUCCUCCUCCUCCCCGUCCCCCCUUCCCGAGCGGACCACCCCGCAACCUUCUCCCUCCCCCGAGCCCGCCUCCUCCCCCUCCCCGUCCUCCGUCCCCGCCCCGCUCGCCUUCGCCCUCGGCGCGCUGAGCAGCACGCUCGCCGCGCUCGCGUACGCGCGCUACUUCCGCCGCCUGCCGACGGGCGAGUGGGUCACGCCCGACGUCUUCGCGCGCCGGCGCUGGAUCGCGGGCGUCGUGACCAGCGUCGGCGACGCGGACAAUUUCAGGCUGUACCACACCCCCGGCGCGGGCUGGCGGUGGGCGCUGAAGUUCCGGCGCGUGCCGACCGCGAGCAAAGAUCUGCGGAACCAGACGAUACAUAUACGCAUGGCGGGGAUCGACGCGCCCGAGGCGGCGCACUUUGGGCGCCCCGCGCAGCCGUACGCGGCGGAGGCGCUCGCGUGGCUCAAGGCGAAGCUCGAGGGGCGGCGCGUGUACUGCCAGCUCGUGCGGCGCGACCAGUACGGGCGGAUCGUCGCCCACGUCGUCCUGCCCCCGCGCCUCCUCCCGCUCUCGCGCGCGCGCCCGGUGCAGCUGGAGAUGCUCGCGGCGGGGUGGGUGACGACGUACGAGCAGGCGGGCGCGGAGUACGGGCACUGGGGGCUCGCGGAGUUCAAGCGCGUCGAGGCGGAGGCGCGGGCCGCGCGCCGCGGGAUAUGGAAGACGGGCGCGCUCGCGGAGACGCCGGCGGAGUAUAAGCGCAGGUACGCGUCGUCCCCCCCGCCGCCGGCGAGUGGAGGAGAUCCUGAGAGGGGGCCGAGGAAGCUGGGGCGGUUCAAGCGGUUCUGGCCUGCUGUACGCAUGGGGAAGACCGGAGCAGACGGCGGGCGUGGCGCACCCUUGCGAGAGUCUGUCAAGGCCGGGAGCGCAUGGCGAGAGAAUGGCGUGUUUCUGGGGGUGGUGCGUGCCAUGAGGGUGCCGGGUCACGUUUAAUGUUGUUAUAUCUUGCCUGUUGGCAUGCAGUGA
Molecule: messenger RNA, 1029 nt
Organism: Gloeophyllum trabeum ATCC 11539
Lineage: Eukaryota; Fungi; Basidiomycota; Agaricomycetes; Gloeophyllales; Gloeophyllaceae
Product: nuclease
Exons: 7
Coding region: 1-996 (331 amino acids)
Cellular component (GO): mitochondrion; cytoplasm
Source: RefSeq, a predicted model, not a curated record